GUGCGAGUGUGAGCCAGCGGCGGCUGACAUGUGAGCUGGGGAAAAGGUAUCCCAUCCCAGGGGAACGCUACAUCCCGGGGCGUGGAGGAGGACAUCCUUGUCCCGCUCCGUGCUCGUCUCACCACCAUCAGCACCUUUCUCGACUCGGCAGCACCGCCUCUUUGUAUCGCCGACGGCGAGGGGCCUCCGCCCCUAGCCUCCGCCGCCUCAGCUGCUGCAGAGGACGCCGAAUUCCGCUCCCGAUCCCGGGCGCUGUUGGAGAAGCUCCGCCGGGAGAUGGUGCAGCUAGAGGGCGUGUUCCGCCGCAUCGACGACGCCGAGAAGGGCAUCCGCUACAGCUUUGACCCUGUCGAGCAGCACCUCGACGACGCGCUCGAGACGUUGGACGCAGAGCGCAUCCACGCGGGCCUCCUCGCCGUCGAUGCUGGCAUCGAGGCCAUCAAGACCACCAUCCGCGCGGCCUACAACAUCCCCUGCGACGGCGGCGGCGGGGAUGGAUAUGAAUAUCUCACUACACCUCCCACACAGCCGUCUGCUCCAGGCACGGCAACGGCGAUGACCACCAAGAUGUGCGACAUCCGCCAUGGCCCGCAAAUGAGCCACCUCAGGCUCGCCGUUGGCAGCCUCGAGGCGCGCUUGCGCAGCUGCGCGCUCUGCCUCGCCGCCUUCCCCGAGGGCGCCGUCAUCAAGAAGCGGCUGCUCCUCCACUGGUGGCUCGCCGAGGGCUUUGUCGGCUCCGCCGAGGAGGGCAAGAGGCGCUUCGACGAGCUCGUCGACAAGGGCUUCAUCAUCCCAGCCCCAGCCCCCACCGCGCUCUGCGCCACGGUCCACCGGUGCACGGUGAGGCCAUGGAUGCGCGACCUCCUCUCCAGCGUCGCCAAACGCAACGGCUUCCUCGAGCUGAACGCCGGCGACGUCGCGUUCGCGCGCCGCGCGUGCCUGCAAGGCGGCGGCAAGGCGCAGCAGCCGACCGGGUUCAGCGCCGCGGUGAGAGCCAUCUACAACAUCGGCCACAAGUACGUAGAGCUCGACGAGCGCUGGUUCGCCGGGAAGAAGGACCUGCGCGUGCUGCAGCUCGGGCAGUGGAGGGAGUUCAGCGCUCCCGAGCAGAUCGACAACCCCAUGGACAGCCACAUCGAGAUCAGCGGCGUGGAGCGCCUCCGCGACAUGGGGAGUUGCAGGAACCUCAGGUACAUCAGCUUCCGUGGCAUCUCAAGGAUCGAGUCGCUGCCGGACUCCAUCGGCAAGCUGCGGGAACUCCAGGUGCUGGACCUCCGGGCCUGCCACAAUCUGGAAGAACUCGGGCAGGGCAUCGCCAAGCUCGAUAAGCUCGAGUACCUGGACCUGUCGGAGUGCCACCUGCUCGUCAGCAUGCCCAAAGGGCUCGGUCAGCUCACUCGGCUCGAGAUUCUCAAGGGGUUUGUGGUUGCUAACUCAAACAGCAGAGAUUUCUGCCAUCUGAAUGAACUCACAAAAUUAGAGAAGCUCAGGAAGCUCGGCAUCGUCAUCGGCAAAAUGGCCAUGCCGCUGGAGGAUGAGUUCCUGAAAUUGGGCGAGUUCAAGGCACUCGAGUCGUUGAGAAUCAGCUGGGGCGUGCUCAGCUCUGAUAAGAACGGCACCACUGAAGCAUCACGCCGUCAUUCGGUGGCGACAAUGAAUUAUGCCCUUCCUCCCAACCUGAAGAAGCUCGACCUCCAUUGCUUCCCGUUCGCAGACCUGGCGCAGUGGGUUCGGCCGACAGGCGUGAAGAAGCUCUACAUCAGGGGUGGAAAGCUGGCGACGCUUGGAGCCAGCGAGGAGAAAUGGGAGGCAGAGGUGUUGCGCCUGAGAUUUCUUAGACAUCUUCAGUGUGAUUUUGAUAGGCUUCAGCGUCUGUUCAGGAAGCUCAAACCAGAAAAUACCGAAAUCCAUCAAUGCCCAAACUUCAUUCAUGGUAAUGAUAUAGGAGAAUUUACUGAGAUAGAAUAAAGCGAACGAGCCUCUUGCUGAGUU
Messenger RNA from Setaria italica (foxtail millet), 1992 nucleotides. RefSeq names its product disease resistance RPP13-like protein 4. Lineage: Eukaryota; Viridiplantae; Streptophyta; Magnoliopsida; Poales; Poaceae. The transcript is spliced from 2 exons. Bases 277 to 1968 code for a protein of 563 amino acids. The record is from RefSeq and is a predicted model, not a curated record. Gene Ontology annotation, biological process: defense response to other organism. Gene Ontology annotation, molecular function: protein binding.